AUGGUGUCAGGUAAUGCAAGUUGUAUUCUUAUUGCAAAGCUAAAAGGCCUUAGAGAGAAACUAAAAUGGUGGAAUAAGAAUGUUUUUGGUUGGGUGGAUCUAAGGAUAAAUGAUGGAGUGGAAACCCAUAAUAUCAUAGAGGAUGAAAUGGUUGCUGGCAGUGAUGCUACUUCUGAGGAAGAUUUGAUUAAAAGAAUUGAUGUUCAACUAGAAAUUUGGAAAAAGCUUCAUAUUAAGGAGAGUAUCUUGAAUCAGAAGUCAAGAUUGAAAUGGGUGAAAGACGGGGAUUCAAACACUAGGUUCUUUCACUUCAUGGUGAAAUCUAGAUCGAGGAUGAACUCUAUUUCUGCAGGUGUGGAGGAUGUGUGCACUAUAAAGGAUACUAUCAAGUUCCAUUUUGAAGAGAAGUUUCGGUGUCUUAAUAUGUGCAUGUAUGAUAUGGAUCUGUCUCAUUUGCCUAAACUAUCAACUGAUGAUAAUGAGAAAUUGCAACAACCUUUCACAUGCGAAGAGAUUCUUGAGGCAAUAAAUGGUUGCGACGGGAACAAGAGCCUGGGACCUGAUGGAUUUAAUUUGGCAUUCAUUAAGAAGUGUUGGGGGUGA
This is a messenger RNA of Lathyrus sativus (Indian pea), 603 nucleotides long. The record is from the annotation of a GenBank genome assembly. Lineage: Eukaryota; Viridiplantae; Streptophyta; Magnoliopsida; Fabales; Fabaceae.